Messenger RNA from Mizuhopecten yessoensis (Yesso scallop), 1383 nucleotides. RefSeq lists its product as uncharacterized. The transcript has 2 exons. Bases 1 to 1383 code for a protein of 460 amino acids. Gene Ontology annotation, cellular component: cytosol. Gene Ontology annotation, biological process: deoxyribonucleotide biosynthetic process. The record is from RefSeq and is a predicted model, not a curated record. Lineage: Eukaryota; Metazoa; Mollusca; Bivalvia; Pectinida; Pectinidae. Gene Ontology annotation, molecular function: ribonucleoside-diphosphate reductase activity, thioredoxin disulfide as acceptor.
AUGGUCGGAGAUACGAGCGCUCCACUACUACGCAUCGUUCCGAUAGAAGGCAAACCUGGCGACACGAUGUGUAAAGUAUUCAAUCCCGUACACUACGUACCUUUACAACAGCGUCAAUUUCAAGAAGUGGAACUCACGCUGAGAGACGACACGGGCGCACCCGUACAGUUCGAGACCGGCAAAACGAGUGUCGAAGACGGCUACUGGCAACAGAUCGGUACGGUGACGUACACGUUUAAGAUAUCUGGAUCCGGAGAAGAUUACCUAGACUUGAGGAACACAAACCUAUUCGUGAAAGUAAAGUUGGUAAAGAAAGACGACGGUGCCGCCCUAGCGGCUUAUUCGAACGUAGCUCCGACGAAUAUAUUCUUACAUUCGCUGUUCAAUAACGUGAGCGUCAGUCUAAACGAAAGGCUCGUGUCUCCGCCCGACAAUGCCUAUCCGUACAGAGCGUACAUCGAAACCCUGUUAAGUUACGGGCCCGCAGCUAAAGACUCUCAACUGACAGGCUCCAUGUGGUACAAAGACACCGCAGGUCAAAUGGACACUCAGGGCGACGAAAACUUCGCGAGGAAAGCGAUGACGGCAAGAAGUCGCACCGUCGAUUUGAUGGGGAAAAUCCAUGCGGACGUGUUUGCACAGGAACGCUACUUAGUCAACAACGUCGACGUGGAAAUAAACAUGUCACGAAGUAAGGACGUGUUCUGUCUCAGUGCAGAGGGCGACACGUUUAAAGCAGUAGUGCAAGAUAUCUGUCUGUACGCAAGGAAAGUGCGUUUGAAUCCGUCCGUUCGCCUUGCUCACGCGAGAGCCAUGGAAAAAACUCCCGCCAAGUAUCCGAUACGGAGAAUAGAAAUGAAAGUGACGUCCGUGCCUCGAGGUAACAUGGACUUUACCAAGGACAACCUGUUCAUAGGACAGAUGCCCAAGAGGAUCGUCCUGGGCAUGGUCGACACGGACGCUUUUAACGGUACCGCCACCAAAAAUCCUUUCAAUUUCAAACACCACAAGGUCGAUUACGUGUGUCUUAAUGUGGACGGGAAACAAAUUCCAGCCAAGCCAUUACAACCGGACUUCACGAACGGUCAGUACGUGCGCAGCUACAUGAAUCUCUAUACGAGCACGGGUAAAAUUUACCACGACGAGGGAAACAACGUGUCUCGAGAGGAAUUCGGGAAAGGAUACACCCUGUUCGGAUUCGACCUCACGCCCGAUCUGUCGGAGAUGGGCACAUUUCAUCUCAUAAAAAGCGGAAACAUGAGUCUACACCUUCAUUUCAACGAGAUUUUAACAGCGACGAUCAACGUCAUAGUGUAUGCAGAGUUUGACAACAUCAUAGAAAUCGACCGUAACAGACAGAUUUUAUUCGAUUACAGCGCAUGA